CUCUGUUUACAAUAUCUCUUUAUACUUCUAAAAAGUGACAUUAGUUGAAAAUGAAAGUUGAAUUUGUGUUAUCUUGUUAACGGUUCAUCAAAGUGACAAUGUUUAAUUUAUUUAUAAUUAUUUUUAUUAACAUUUUGUUGACAUUUAAUAUGUUGUUCUGCUUAUUAGCAGUAUGCAUUUGUUGUUAAACAAUCGUUGAUUUGUUUGUUUGUUAUUUAAACCCAACUAAUGUUUUAAAAGUUUGAAUUGAUUUCAUAUUAUUGUGUUAAUUUUUAAAUUAUCAGUAUGACAGAAUCGGAUAAAUACUCACCUGGUUUAGACUCAAGGCUAAAAUUACUGGUGGAAGUGCUUAAUGAACUAAAAUCAGAUUCACCUGCCGCAUUAAAGAAAUUCCUGAAAGAUUACAAAUAUCUAUUUGAUGAUGAAGUUACUUUCACUGAGAAGGACCCUCCAAAAGGCAUUGAUGCUAUAUGUCAAACGGAUGUUGAAAACGAUGUGAACCAAUGGAAUCCUGCCAGCGUCAUUGAAGACGUUACAGUUAUUGCAGAAAAAGUCACUCUUGAAACAGGAUUUAGUUAUGAUUCUAAUUCUGGGUGGUACUUUGAUGAAAAAAUGAACUGCUAUUAUAAUCCAAAUUUUCGUCUUUAUUAUUAUAGAGAACAUAAUGCAUAUUAUUAUUAUGAUGAAGAAAGCAAAGAACUUAAAUUUUACUGUACCCUCCCUUCUCAGGGUGAAUCCCUUAAUCUUAAUAGGACUGAUUUAAUGGAUUCUUCCGUUCAAGACAGACUAGAUAAUAAACAUACACAAUUUUCUCAUAUUAAUGAGAGGCCAAAAGUUAAAUAUAAUCGAUCGAGUAAUGAUAAGGAAGAAGGAGAAUGUUCUUGUAGUGAUGAAGAAGUACUUUCUCAUAUUUCAACUCCAGCAGCAAGUGAAGGAGCACAAAAUUGCAUUUUAACACCAGUUGUUAUUGAAGCAGGACCUACUGUAUUUGAACCUGACAACACAAAACAUUUUGCACCUUGCAUUCGAGUAGUAGUAAUGUCUUCCACAUUGCCUGACCUUGCCUGUGGCACACUUUUUAUAGUGACAUGCACAGGUGGGACGCUAGGUAGAGAAGGAGACCAUGAUGUGUUAAUUCCAGAUCAGUUGGUCAGUAAGAUGCAUUGUAAAUUUCAAUAUGUGAAGAAAGGUAGACUGUAUAUUUAUGAGUUAAUUGAUUUGGGAAGCAAAAAUGGAACAUAUGUAAAUGGCAAAAGACUUUCAGAAUCUUUAGUUGAAAGUUUACCUGCUACCAUCUCUCAUGGAAGUGUAAUUACUGUUGGUCGUACAGAUUUACUAUGCCACAUUCACCCACAAGAUGAAAUAUGUCCAGACUGUACUGCUGCCAGUAGUAUCAUGAAAGGACCUAUUAAUGAUUUUGAAAAUGAUAAAACCCUUAAAGAAAAACAUCAAAUAGAAGCAUUAUCAAUCAGAAAGAAAUUUGGAUUAAGUCAUUUAUCAACCACGAAGCUACCUGAAGGUUAUGAAGAUAGAGCAGAAGUGCGGCGAAAACAAGUUGGCUCCUCACAUUCUUCAGAAAAAACAGAAACUUCUUCUGUUAAUGAACCUAUAUGUAAAAGAAAUAAGGGAUAUGCUCUACUAUCAAAGAUGGGUUGGAAAGAAGGUGAAACUCUUGGUAAAAGAAAUGAAGGAGCAAUCUCACAACCUAUUCUUGCUGUAGAUCGAAUCAACAAAACAAGUGGAUUAGGUUGUGAAGUUUCUCAUCCAAUGGUUGAAAAAUCAAAAAAAUGUGAUAUUUCUCUGAAAACGUUACAUAGAUAUAAUCAGGGGCAGUAAAAGUUUGAGUUUUAUCUGGAUAAUGAGAAAAUCAAGGAGAGCAAAUCACACCGACUUAUAUUAUUCAGUGGUAUUUGAUCUGGUUGGUGUCUUCAUCCUGUACCUGUAAUUUUUUUCAUUUAAACCUAUAUGGUUUUAUUUUUUAUACUAUAAAAUCCACAUAUGGUAUUAUGUGAAUGAAUUUCCCUUGCCAGAGGAUCAUACGAUUGGGGUUUGGUGAUAGAAUUUUCAUUGCAUAUAUAAAGCCAAUCAUAAAGAAUGUAGUUGAGUAUCCAAUUAUAUUAUCUAUGUUCUAUUUUCUCAUUGUCUGAUUGAUGAUCCAUCACCGAUGCUCAAUCAUAUGAUUCUUUGCCAAUCAGGACAUAUACUAAGGGUAUCGUGGUCAUUUGGAAGUAACCAAUCAGACUCGCUACCUUUUUCUUAGUAUUUGUAUCUUCAAAAGUAUUGCUAUGAUGAAGUCUGUUUCAAAGCAAAUAAUAUGUUUCCUAGUCAGAAAUUUAGUUAUGUAAAUGAUCCUAAUCAUUAUGAUUAAAACCUUUAGUUCUUUUAGAAACAUUUUAUUUAUUUUUUUUCUUGUUUCCUGUUGUUAAUGUAUUAAUAUUUUUUUAUGUAAUUCUCUAAAAUACAAAAAGUCGAUUGAAUCGCA
Molecule: messenger RNA, 2482 nt
Organism: Nezara viridula (southern green stink bug)
Lineage: Eukaryota; Metazoa; Arthropoda; Insecta; Hemiptera; Pentatomidae
Source: the annotation of a GenBank genome assembly